CGCAAAUCUGAGAACAGUUAGAGGGAGACAUAGUAGGAGUUAGAUCUCUGCUCAGGAGCUAGAUAGCGGCUGUGUUUGUGAAAAAUAAUAAUAAUUUUAAAAACAAAAAAGAUGCCGGUGGAUAUCGAGCAGUGGACGGGUCCUCUGUCCCUCACUGAGGUGGAGGAAAAGCCGAGCAAAGCCCUGACGGUUAAAUACGGCUCUGUGGAGAUCGACGAGCUGGGGAAAGUGCUGACUCCCACUCAGGUGCAGAAUCGGCCCACGGUGAUCGAGUGGGAAGGCUGCGACUCGAGUAAGAUGUACACUUUGGCCUUGACUGAUCCGGACGCUCCGAGCAGGAAAGACCCUAAAUUCAGAGAAUGGCAUCACUUUCUCGUGGUGAAUAUAAAAGGGAACGACGUCUCCAGCGGGUGUGUGAUGUCCGACUACGUUGGUUCCGGUCCUCCGAAAGGAACUGGCCUCCAUCGUUACGUGUGGUUGGUGUACGAACAGUCGGGAAUAGUGAACUGCACCGAACCCGUCCUGACCAACCGCUGUGGAGACAACCGUGGAAAAUUCAAAAUCCAAAACUUCCGCAAGAAAUACGGCCUCGGCGCUCCAGUGGCCGGCACCUGCUACCAGGCAGAGUGGGACAACUACGUCCCCAAACUUUAUGAGCAGCUGGCGGGGAAAUAAACGGGUGUUUUUGCACUGUCAUCAUCCUGAACACAGCUUUACCACACAAUUAGGAUACUGGAGGUGGGCGAUAUGGCAAAAAUGAAAUUAUUGUGAUAUUCGAAAACAGGGUAUACAGCGACAUUUUGAGCUUUGAUGAUAAAUAGUAACAACAAGAACAGUAAAGCACUUUAAAGCAUUUUCAUUUCAGCAAAUUAUUUAAUAAAGAAAUAAAUAAAUGAAUGUAUCAGUGUAAUGAGCUAACAUCUAAUCAGAUAUUUGUUGCUAUGCAGAUUUAAUUUGACAAUGUGAAGUCAUUAGUUAUUAUUAGGCUCUUUGUGAUUGGUUGAAUUUUCCGUUAUGGAGAAAAUGAUAUGACUGAAAUUUCUAUAUCUCCCACCUCAGAGCAAUCAAUAAAAUUUUGUUAAAUCUGGAGUCUUGCCUUACGUUCAACAUGUUGCACUUAAUGGGAGCAUUUCAAUUUUUCCUUAAUUUAAAAAUCGCUAUAUUAGCUUUGUUCUCCCGUCGACCUUGUUCCUAUGGAGACUGCUUUAAUUUCAUGCACCAUGUUAAUAUAAUGCUCUGUUAAAAUCUUGUUAAAUAAAUAAAAAUGCAUUCAGACA
This is a messenger RNA of Pangasianodon hypophthalmus (striped catfish), 1277 nucleotides long. RefSeq names its product phosphatidylethanolamine binding protein 1 (gene pebp1). Bases 112 to 675 code for a protein of 187 amino acids. Gene Ontology annotation, biological process: negative regulation of MAPK cascade. The transcript is spliced from 4 exons. NCBI's taxonomy places the organism in Eukaryota, Metazoa, Chordata, Actinopteri, Siluriformes, Pangasiidae. The record is from RefSeq and is a predicted model, not a curated record.